GUCCCUUGGACACAGUGGAUCACUGAUCAACGGAAAGAGCCGAAGAUGUCGGCUCGGUCAUGUGUUCAGCUGUGUCCAAUCACAGCUGAUCGCAUGGGACAUCUACACUGAUCACUGAUGAUCAGGGCUCUGAUGAUCAGUGUAGCCCCAGCAGUGCCACCUGUCAGUGUCCAUCAGUGCCAGCUGUCAGUGCUCAUCCAUGCCACCUGCCAGUGCCACAUCAAUGCCACAUAUCAGUGCCUACCAGUGUACAUCAAUGCCACAUAUCAGUGCCCAUCUGAGCUGCCUUUCAGUGUCACCCAUCAGUGCCACCUAUCAAAUGCCAGUAAGUGCUACCUAUCAGUGCUGCCAAUCAGUGACAUGUACCAGUGCCGCCUAUCAGUGCCAGUCAGUGCCGCACAUCAGUGCUGCCUAACAGUACCAGUCAGUGCUACCUAACAGUGCCAGUCAGUGCUGCCUAUCAGUGCCACCUGUCAGUGCUGCCUAUCAGUGCCAUAUAUAAGUGCUGCCUUUCAGUGCCCAUCAGUGAUGCCUAUCAAUGCUCAUCAGUGCCACCUACCAUGCCUCCCCAUCAGUGCAGCCUAUCAGUGCCCAUCACUGCAG
Molecule: messenger RNA, 603 nt
Organism: Staurois parvus
Lineage: Eukaryota; Metazoa; Chordata; Amphibia; Anura; Ranidae
Source: the annotation of a GenBank genome assembly